UAGCCGAAGGCUCUGUUACCUCUAAUCAGUCGCAAGUGCAAAAGACCUUUUUUUUUUUUUUUCGUCCACACUGGCAACGUCCGGCAUGGGUCAACCGAGGAAGGCCUACAAAGGACGCGGGGGGAGAAAUCCAUCUUGUACUGUGGUAGUACGACUACCGCGCGCGCGCGCUUAGGUAUGAUAUAUCGCCAUUGCCGUCCAGAACAGUCCUAGGGGUGUGGCGGCGGCGGCGGCAGGGAAUGGAUGCAAGUACACACGCUUUAUUUAUCCAUGAUCAUCUUUCGUCACAUAAAGAGGAGCGGCAGGGCGUCGCUGAACAGCGCAUCCGCCAUUCUCCCGUACUAUCUCAAUUCUUGUUAUAAAUCGCCAGUUGUUCCUCAGCAACCGUGCGCGUCCGAUGAAAACUGUUAACAACUUCGCAGCAAAAGUACGUACGUACAAUGAUUUAGAGGUAAAGGGAAGAGCAAUAAGUAUGAAACGAGGG
Molecule: messenger RNA, 484 nt
Organism: Cantharellus anzutake
Lineage: Eukaryota; Fungi; Basidiomycota; Agaricomycetes; Cantharellales; Hydnaceae
Exons: 3
Coding region: 244-411 (55 amino acids)
Source: RefSeq, a predicted model, not a curated record